CCCGGCCGGUGCUGGUGCUGCGGGCGGCGGGGGGAGCGGCGGCAGAGCUGCGGUGUCGGCAGGAUGACGGACCGCUCGGCCUUCGACACCAAUGUCAUCACCAUGACCCGCUUCGUGAUGGAGGAGGGCAGGCGGGCGAAGGGCACCGGGGAGUUCACGCAGCUCCUCAACUCCCUCUGCACCGCCGUCAAGGCCAUCUCCACUGCCGUGCGCAAGGCGGGCAUCGCCAACCUCUAUGGAAUUGCUGGUUCUACCAAUGUGACAGGAGAUCAAGUAAAGAAGCUGGAUAUCCUUUCCAAUGAUCUGGUGAUUAAUAUGCUCAAGUCAUCCUUCAGCACAUGUGUCAUCGUGUCAGAGGAAAACAAAGAUGCUGUAAUAGUGGAAGCUGACAAAAGGGGUAAAUACAUAGUCUGCAUAGACCCCCUGGAUGGCUCAUCUAAUAUUGACUGUCUUGUUUCCAUUGGGACCAUCUUUGGCAUCUAUAGAAAGGUGACUCCUGAGGAACCUUCUGGGAAAGAUGCUUUACAACCAGGGCGUAAUCUUGUGGCAGCUGGUUAUGCUCUCUAUGGGAGUGCCACAAUGCUGGUACUAGCCACUUCUGCUGGAGGUGUCAACUGUUUUAUGCUGGAUCCGGCAAUUGGAGAAUUUAUUUUGGUCGACAGGGAUGUAAAAAUCAAAAAGAAGGGAAAUAUCUACAGCCUCAAUGAGGGCUAUGCUAAAUACUUUGAUCCUGCAAUCACAGAGUAUCUCAAGAAGAAGAAAUUCCCUGAGGAUGGCAGUUCACCAUAUGGUGGAAGGUAUAUAGGAUCUAUGGUGGCUGAUGUGCAUCGCACACUGGUGUAUGGAGGAAUCUUUCUGUAUCCUGCUAACUCCAAAAGUCCUAAAGGAAAGCUGAGACUGCUCUAUGAAUGCAAUCCAAUGGCUUUUGUUAUUGAGAAAGCUGGGGGAAUAGCAACAACAGGUCAUCAAGCAAUACUGGAUAUAGUGCCCGAGGAUAUUCACCAAAGAGUGCCUGUUGUCUUGGGAUCUCCUGAUGAUGUGAAGGAGUACCUUGAGGUUGUCAAAAAGCAUUCAGCUAAGUAAAGAAGGCUUACUGCAGUCAUUGUGCAGAUGGAAAGAAAUGCCUUACAGCUGAACCAAAGAACACACUGCAGUACUGCAAAAUUGAACUGUCAGACCUCUGUAGCAAGAUAGCAAAUGAGCCACAUUUUCAUAAUUUUAAAGUGAAAUCUUGUGCAAUUGUACUGUGCAAUGAAAGGCAUUAAAGGAAACAUUAAGAGAAAAGCAAGUGAAAAA
Molecule: messenger RNA, 1296 nt
Organism: Oxyura jamaicensis (ruddy duck)
Lineage: Eukaryota; Metazoa; Chordata; Aves; Anseriformes; Anatidae
Product: fructose-1,6-bisphosphatase 1
Exons: 7
Coding region: 64-1083 (339 amino acids)
Biological process (GO): fructose 6-phosphate metabolic process; fructose 1,6-bisphosphate metabolic process; fructose metabolic process
Cellular component (GO): cytoplasm; cytosol
Molecular function (GO): fructose 1,6-bisphosphate 1-phosphatase activity
Source: RefSeq, a predicted model, not a curated record